Ophidiomyces ophidiicola is the source of this 579-nucleotide messenger RNA. RefSeq names its product Cytochrome c oxidase subunit 5B, mitochondrial (gene cox5). Lineage: Eukaryota; Fungi; Ascomycota; Eurotiomycetes; Onygenales; Onygenaceae. The coding region runs from base 1 to 579 and encodes 192 amino acids. Gene Ontology annotation, biological process: mitochondrial electron transport, cytochrome c to oxygen. The record is from RefSeq and is a predicted model, not a curated record. The transcript has 3 exons.
AUGUACCUCAGAGCUACCUCCCGGUCCAUUGCGACCGCUGCCCGAAGCACCGGUUCGAUACGUGCCUCGCCCUGCCUUUAUGCCCGCAUUUCCCAGACAAGCCAAUCUACUGGCAUAACACAACAAGUCCGUGCUGCUUCUACCGCUGGACAUGCCAUUGCAAACCCUACCCUCGCUGGAAUUGAAAAGCGAUGGGAAGCCAUGCCCCCUCAAGAACAGGCAGAGCUGUGGAUGCAGCUGAGAGACCGGAUGAAGGUGGAUUGGCAUGAUAUGACGCUGCAAGAGAAAAAAGCUGCUUAUUGGAUUGCUUUCGGCCCCCACGGUCCUCGUGCUGAGACGCCAAAGGGGGAGGGCUUGAAGGUCUUUGUUCAGGUUGCUAAAUAUGUUCUUAUCUCCUUUGGUAUCUUUUAUACGAUCCGUAUGUUUGGUCAACCAGCGCCGAAGACCAUGAGCAAAGAAUGGCAGGAAGCAACCAAUGAAUAUGCUCGGAAAGAGAAGAUGGAGCCUAUCACUGGUAUCAGCAGCCAAGGAUACGAGGGCAAAGGCUUUGUUCAGAGUCAACCAGCCGACAAGCAAUAG